AUGUCGAACAGCCUGACGAGACUCAUUGACUCGAUGGCAUCGUUGGGACAGAAUGACGAGUGGUGCUACGCCUUCCCACAAUGGCUGCACGUGUCGUAUUGGACUGGCAACUCGGACGAAGCUUUGUGUUACGCGGGCAUCGCGCUGUCCGUGUCGAACAAUGUGGCUAAAGAUAGUAGCGACGACUUCACCAUGCGAUGCCGCAUGUACGACUUGCAGAUGAGAAGUCUCCCCGAAACGAAUGGGAUCGAGACUGCCCCCUUGCUAAUGGAUCCAAACUUUCUAUCGAGCAUCCAAGACCUGGGAUCUUCGUGGAAAGCUCGGCAUAAUGGCAUCGAUGAGGUUGUGUACAUUCCGAAUCGGCACGUCCGCGAUUCAUUGUUCGAUCAUGUGCACGGCUUCCAGAAGUUUGAGCCGGAUAGGCUGGUCGAUCCCGGGGAGACAACAAUCUAG
Molecule: messenger RNA, 453 nt
Organism: Emericellopsis cladophorae
Lineage: Eukaryota; Fungi; Ascomycota; Sordariomycetes; Hypocreales; Bionectriaceae
Product: Vacuolar membrane-associated protein iml1
Exons: 1
Coding region: 1-453 (150 amino acids)
Source: RefSeq, a predicted model, not a curated record